Molecule: messenger RNA, 2511 nt
Organism: Photinus pyralis (common eastern firefly)
Lineage: Eukaryota; Metazoa; Arthropoda; Insecta; Coleoptera; Lampyridae
Product: nucleolar transcription factor 1-B-like
Exons: 11
Coding region: 225-2237 (670 amino acids)
Source: RefSeq, a predicted model, not a curated record
CCGUCUUUAGGCGCGUUCGUGUUUCGUAGUACGAAUGGUACGAUCGUAUUUUGUUUUUAUAAACAUGUCUACUGGUUUUAAUUAAUACGAGGAGAUUUCGAGUGUUCGAAGCAUACUAAGGUAUAGGAACAUUAUCUGAAUGAGUUUAGGUAUAUUAGUGAAGAAUAUAACGAUUUUAAUGAAACAUUGUGGUUUUACUCAAAUAUUGGUCAUCAUCAAUCAACAUGAAUGAGAAAGAUGAAAGUGUUAUUACCAGAGUGCAGAGGGGUGCGGACCACUUAGAAAUAAGUAUAGUUAGUGAUUCGGCAGCUCCCGAGUGCUCCGCCCCUAGUAAGCCCAAGAAAAGGGUUAGAUUCGAGAAAGUAGACGUGGACGGUCAGGUUGGUGUGCGUCUGAGAAAGAAAAGAAAGCCAGUGCCAGAUGAUGAAGAUACGGGGGAGUUUAAAAAGUCAAAGCUCGAUAACGGUCAUGAUCACGAGAAUCCGGAUGAAGAUGAUGAUAGCGGCCAUGAAUAUCAAACGAAUGACACCAUCGACUGGCCUCCAAAAGAUGUUCAAACUUUAGUUAGCCACAUAGAACAGUCGCUACCGAAGAAUGAUGUCUUACAUUACCAAACUCGCGUGGAGAAAUUAAAUUGGGAUGAUAUUUCCUUCAGUAAUUAUACCGGUAACGAUUGUAAAAGGGUCUGGUUUAUAAUACAAAAACGGAUAAGGAGAUUUCGGCUGCUGAACGAAGUGCUUCAGGAUGCCAAGGAAUUGGUAUCAAAGCCGUGGAUAGACUUCUACCAUAGAUCUAAAAUGAAACGCCACCCCAAAUUUCCAAAGCGUCCAUUGUCUGCUUACAUGCUUUUUUAUUUGCAGAAUAAACAGAAAGUACAGACCGAAUGUCCCGGAUUAGACAUGAUGGAAAUAUCGAAAGAGACUGCUCUAAUGUAUAAAAAUUGCAGUCCGGACGAUCGACAGGAUUACAUAAAAAUGGCUGCAGCAGAAAAGAAGGCAUACGAUGAAAAAUUGGAAGAAUUUCAGCGACUACAUCCAGAAACUUGUGUCUCUGAAAAAUCAGUUAAGCCUGCCGAUACAGCUCCAGCUCCAGAAAAGCCCUCUACUCCUUAUAGAUUGUUUUAUAAACAACAACAUAAAAACUUCUAUUCCAAUUGGGAAGGAGAUCUCUCCAGUUUUAAGGACCAAUGCAAGGAGGAAUGGAGAAACUUGCCUGAUAAACAGAGAGUUGAAUGGAUCGAUAUGAGUCUAGAGGAGGAGGAAAAGUAUCAGGAAGAAUUGAAAAACUAUGUGCUCCGAAAUCCCAGUUAUACUGCAGGCGUUUUUAAGACUGUCGUGUCCAAAAGUGAAAGGGCAGUAAAAGAACGUCUCUCUGGCAAACCAGUUAAGCCACCGCUUUCUGCAUACAGUUUGUAUGCACAGAUAAUGCUGAAAAGCGAUGAGAUGAAGAAAAUUGAUCCCAAAUUGAGAAUGAAAGUGCUCGCGGAUCACUGGAAAAAUUAUACCGAACAAGAGAAGAAUGUCUACCACGAAAAUUACGAACAGUUAGUGGCUCAAUACAAAAUAGAUUAUGCCACUUACCUAGAUUCCCUUCCCGAAAGUAAACGCCAAGAAGAACUCCUAAAUAAUGCUAAGCGGAAAAAAAAGAAUGAAGAGGCUAAAAGUAAGACGGAUGAAAAUGUAAAUAAAAAUGGGCAAAAAAGUAAAACAGAAGAUGAAAAGGAGGAAGAGAGGAAACGUACUGAGUUAACCCAUGAUGUAGGGAAAAUGAGGGUAAGGCAGGCUACAUAUCGGAAAGAUUAUGAGCAAGAUGAAGGAGUGACCAUAGUAACAAAGAUCAGAAAAGAACAUGACAUUAAAGUGUCAACGAAAGAACGUGAUAAAAAGAAGAAAAAAGAAGAUGGAUUUGAAAACGGAUGUGUUUCUCUAACGAAAAUCAUUGAAGCAGAACCUGUACAGCCGCCUGUAUCUGGCUUUGUCCUGUUUAGUAAGCGAUACCAUGGUAAGGCGCCGGUGGAAACGGCAUGGAAAAAUUUGAAUAAAAUUGAAAAGAAAGAAUAUGAAACCGAAGUCCAAAUGUUAAAACAGAAGUAUAUUAAAGAUUACGAAGCGUUUUUGAAAAGUUUAAGUAAGGAACAACUAACUGCCUUUUCUCAAAUGAGAAAAAGUGGCAAAGGGAGAGAGGAAAAACGCCCCAGUAAUGAAGAUGAUUAUGAGAGUACAGAUUCAUCUGACUGAAUUAUGAUUUUGUUCUUUGUUGUCAAUUGUUUGCAGUAAGCCAGUUAUGCGUGCAGUAAUUUUUUGUUUAAUUAAUUCUUAUAUUAUUUACAAAUUAACAUUUUACUCAUGAGGUAUUCAUGUCGUAAUCAUCUUCCAUCUGUAAACUAGAUACCAUGACUGAGAAGCGAGUGGUUAACCUCUUUUUUACUUAGAGUUUAAGCAUUUAUUGUAGAAAUCAUGUAAACAAUAUUGUAAAUUACGAAUGAAAUAGUUACUAAAAAAAUUCAAUUUG